This is a messenger RNA of Rhipicephalus sanguineus (brown dog tick), 387 nucleotides long. RefSeq lists its product as uncharacterized. Lineage: Eukaryota; Metazoa; Arthropoda; Arachnida; Ixodida; Ixodidae. The transcript has 2 exons. The record is from RefSeq and is a predicted model, not a curated record. Bases 1 to 387 code for a protein of 128 amino acids.
AUGCAAGCAUCGAUCCUCGUCCUUUUCGCCGCAGCGACGAUCGCCUCUGCGGGUAUUAUUGUUGACGGCGGUCAUGGUUACGGCGGCGGUGGUGGCGGCGGCUACGGCGGAGGUGGUGGCUUUGGCGGCGGCGGUGGUGGCGGUGGAGGUGACAUCGGCGUAGCCUCUGUCUCCUACGUCAAGACGCCCGUUGUGAGCGUGGACUACGUCGCUAAGCCUGUAGUCAGUUACGUGGCUAAGCCGGUGGCCACCGUGUCGCAUGCCCUGAAGCCGGUCGUAACGUAUACGACCAUCUCGGGCGGCGGCGGUGGUGGUGGAUACGGCGGCGGCGGCGGAUAUGGUGGCGGCGGUGGAGGCGGCCACGGAGGUGGAUGGCCCUGGUCGUGA